This is a messenger RNA of Cadophora gregata, 1417 nucleotides long. RefSeq lists its product as uncharacterized. The transcript has 4 exons. Gene Ontology annotation, molecular function: protein binding. Lineage: Eukaryota; Fungi; Ascomycota; Leotiomycetes; Helotiales; Ploettnerulaceae. The coding region runs from base 138 to 1094 and encodes 318 amino acids. The record is from RefSeq and is a predicted model, not a curated record.
UCCACGCUGGAACCCUUCCAUAAAUUUCGCCAUCUCAAAAACAAGUACCUCCUCGUGCUCUACAUACUCGAUAUCAUAUCUUCCAAAAAUCGAAUUCUCUGCAAAGAACAUCCACAAGCUCUUCAACAGUAUCCAAGAUGGCAAACAGUGAUCUAUCAGUCCUCUUGGACAUGGGCUUCGACAAGGACAGAGCAGAGCUAGCUCUGAAGAAGACCGGUUCUCUAAACCCAGCGUUACAAUGGCUCGAAGACAACCAAGACAAAUCCUGGGAAGACAUCACCGCCGCCGCAGCCGACGACGAGACCAACCCAAGCAUCGAACCCGCACCCUUAAAGGAAGGAGAAGUCGCACAAUCCCUAGUCUGCGAGGUCUGCCAAAAGAAGUUCCGGAGUAUGACACAGGCGGAGGCUCAUGGGGAACGAACUGGCCACGACCAGUUCGCGGAGUCAACAGAGGAAAUCGCGCCGUUGACUGAGGAGGAGAAGAAGGCGAAGUUGGCGGAACUGAAGGAGAAGGCUGCGGCGAAGAAGGCGCUGAAAGCUAUUCAAGAUCGUGAAGAAGCAAAGGCGAAUGAGAAAAUCCGCAUGAAGUCCACAAAAGAAGUCCAAGACGCAAAGGAGAACCUCGCCAAACAAGAACAAAUCAAAGCCGCCGCAAAGAAACGCCAGGAGAAAGUCGACGACCUCGCCGCAAAGCGCCGAAUCCAAGAGAAAAUAGCAGCCAACAAGGAAGCCCGCAGACUCAAAGCCGAAGCCCAGAAAGCAGAACGCGAGGGUCGCGCCCCUCCACCAGACCCAACACUCGCAGCCGCAGCCUCAGCACAAGCCAGUUCGAGCGGUACUGCAGCGCCAAAGAAGGAAGUUACCGAGGCAAGAUUGAGGUUACAGACUGCCACGGGGGUUGUGAUGAAGACUUUCCCCGUGGAGACAACACUUUUUGAAGUUGCUCAGGCUUUGGAGGGAGAGAAUGGUGGAGCUCCGGUUGAGAGCUUCACUAUGACGUAUCCUAAGAAGACAUUCUCCGGCGGUGUUGAUUUCUCGAAGACGUUGAAGGAAGCUGGUCUUGCGCCCAGUGCUGUUCUCAUCGUCAAGUAAAUGGGAAAUGGACUUUUGAGAUUACGAAGCAUGAGCCCCGGGUUCUGUCAUAGGCAUCUGCAUUUUUUUCUUUCUGGUUAGUACGAAUCAAAACGCAUGGGGACAGGUGCAUGGAUGGCGUUGGGAGAAUGGGGUUGUUUUCCUCGACAGACAGUAAGAGCUUGUGUCUUCAGCCAGUUGAAAUAACUUCAAGUUAUUUAUAAACUUGAACUGCGCUGGUCUAGGUCUACAAAUCCACACAUAGACGGGCACAAUCAAAAUAUUGAAUAUUCAAAAAGCAUACAAGUUCACCCUAUGAAAAGAGUGAGCGAGACGGAUGCCGG